CUGAAGCCCGUGGGGGGUUUAGUUGGUAAGAAAUUUAUGCCGCUGACGGAAAUACCACCGCCUAACGUCAAACACUCGCUGUCUGGAAGAAGACAUUUGGAAGAGGAGUGCAGCAAAAAACCGCCAUCAAGAGACGUACACGAAGGAAACCAGGUCGACAUUAUUGGAGAUUACUAUGAUGAUAAAGUUGCUAAGACAGUCGCUACAGUCAUCAUACCUGAUCAUAUAGAUUAUAAACAUUUCGAAGUGACAACCCAAGUACCGUAUUUGACGUUGGGUGUCAUAGAAGCUAUAGGUUACCAUCCAAGCACGUUAAAGAGUGAACAUCCUAGAGAAUGUGAGAAGAUAUACCAGGACCACAUAGAAGAAUUAUAUACUGACGAAACUACAGAUUAUUCUGAGGAAUCGUUGGAAAUGGCCAAAAUGCCGAUCGAAAUGCCGCAAUCAAUGGAAGACCGCCUCGCGAAUAUGUACGAUGACAUUUAA
This is a messenger RNA of Danaus chrysippus (African queen), 486 nucleotides long. The record is from the annotation of a GenBank genome assembly. Lineage: Eukaryota; Metazoa; Arthropoda; Insecta; Lepidoptera; Nymphalidae.